AUGAAUGCAAUUAAAAAAUUAGCUAAUUCAUUAGAUAAUAUAUAUUCAACACAAAAUAAUAGCAAUAAUAAUGAUAAUACUUCGACGGAGCAACAACAAGAACAAGAACAUGGACUGGAACAAGAACAGGGACAAGAACAGGGACAAGAACAUGAACAAGAACAUGAUAAAUUAAAUCUACAACAACAACAACAAGAUGAAUUGGAAGUAAUCGAUGAUGAAAAAGGUAUAAAUCAAGAAGAAGAUGAUCAAGAUAAUGGAGAGGGAGAAGGAGAGGGAGAAGGCGAGGGAGAAGGAGAAGGAGAAGGAGAAGGAGAAGGAGAAAUAGAGGGAGAGGGAGAAGGAGAAAUAGAGAUUGAUGAAAAAUCAACUAGUUCACCUCCACCAACAACUGCAACAACUACAACAACAACUACAACAACAACAACAAACAUAAUAUAUACAAUAUUCAUUUCAAUUUGGAAAAUUUUUUAUUUUCUUCCUAAUAAUUUAAUCAUUAAACCAUUAAGUUUUACAAUAUACAUUAUAAUAUGGCCAUUUAAUUAUACAUUAAGACAAUUAGGUAUUGGACAACAACCAAAAACUGACGAAAUAACUUUACCACCUAAAGUUUCAGAUGAAUUAGUAACUAGAGCACCAUCAACCACCACCACCACCACCAACAACAACAACAACAACAACAAAGAUUCCUCAGAUGAUUAUUUUGAUGAAAAGUCCACAGAUUUAAUUAAACAAGAUAAUAUAAUAUCAAAUAAAAUUAAAUCUCCAACUUCUUUUUCAAAAUAUAUAAUACCACCACCUCAAAGAUUAUAUCCAUUAACUAGAAAUCCACAAAAGAAGCGUAAAAAAAAAAUUUUGGUACUUGAUCUUGAUGAAACUUUAAUUCAUUCAUUACUGAGAGGUUCUCCAAGAAGUUUUCAUCCAACUUCAUCAUAUUCAAAAAUGAUUGAAAUUAAAUUAAAUAAUAUCAGAUCUUUAUAUUAUGUACAUAAACGACCAUAUUGUGAUUAUUUCCUAACUGAAAUUUCAAAAUGGUUUGAAUUACAAAUUUUUACUGCAAGUGUUAAAGAAUAUGCUGAUCCAAUAAUAGAUUGGUUAGAACUGGAUAUACAAGAUAAUAAAGAAAAAUCAAAAAAGGAAUCAAAAAUUUUUACAAAACGUUAUUAUCGUACUGAUUGUACUUAUAGACCUGGUGUUGGAUAUAUUAAAGAUUUAUCAAAAUUUAUAAAAGAUGAUGAAUUAAAAAAUGUAAUGAUUUUAGAUAAUUCUCCAAUUAGUUAUGCUUUACAUGAAGAAAAUGCUGUUAGUAUUGAAGGUUGGAUAAAUGAUCAAAAUGAUAAAGAUUUAAUUAAUUUAUUACCAUUAUUAUAUAGUUUAAGUUUAUGUAUUGAUGUAAGGUAUAUAUUGGGGUUAAAAAAUGGGGAAAAGUUCUUUGAGUAA
Insectozyma verbasci is the source of this 1440-nucleotide messenger RNA. The record is from the annotation of a GenBank genome assembly. NCBI's taxonomy places the organism in Eukaryota, Fungi, Ascomycota, Pichiomycetes, Serinales, Debaryomycetaceae.